This is a messenger RNA of Mytilus californianus (California mussel), 2250 nucleotides long. Its product is annotated as prestalk protein-like. The transcript has 3 exons. Gene Ontology annotation, biological process: innate immune response; antibacterial humoral response. Gene Ontology annotation, molecular function: peptidase inhibitor activity. Gene Ontology annotation, cellular component: extracellular region. The coding region runs from base 129 to 2132 and encodes 667 amino acids. The record is from RefSeq and is a predicted model, not a curated record. NCBI's taxonomy places the organism in Eukaryota, Metazoa, Mollusca, Bivalvia, Mytilida, Mytilidae.
ACUAUCAUAAUGAUUGAUAAACAAUAUACGUCAAAUGCCCGGAUGAACAGUGAAAACAGAUAUGUUAAGACUUCUUAUAGGUUACAAGGUUUUAAAUAAUAUGGUUAUGCAAAAGGAUUCCAAGCACAAUGUGGCGGCUUUUGAUGGAAUAUUGGCGACUGUUAUUUCUUGUUUUACAGAUACUAGUUUCAGGUUGCGUUGUCGAAUGUCAAUCUCCAGAUGUUAACAAGCCUGGAGUAUGUCCUGAAUCUGCAACACCAACUAGUGAGCUAUGUGUUAUUGAAUGUAAUAAAGACAGUGAAUGUCCUGGAGACAAUAAAUGUUGUCAAUUGUUGUCAUGUGGAUCGAUAUGUACGUCACCCAUAUUUGAAACAACAUCGUCAAAUAAAUCUGCGAGUAAGCCGACAUCUACUGAAUCUACAGAUUGUAAAAACGAAUGCGACACAAGUAGUCAAUGUGCAUCAAUGUCACUCUGCGUAAGACAAGGCUGUAAAAGAGUUUGUAAGUCAUUCAGCAGUAGGAAGGCAAAGUCAGUGCCUAAGAAACCUGUUGUAAAAUCAAUUUUAAGAAGAGUAAGAAACUGUACAGAUCAAUGUCUAAGAAAUAUUCACUGUGAAAAAGGUUUCGAAUGUGUUUCAAAAGGAUGUAGGAAUAUUUGUGAAAAGAUAAGCACUACCAAAACAAUUCAAGUUUCAAAUACUAAGUCUGCAACUGAAGACUGUAACGAUAGAUGUCUGAGUAAUAUUCAUUGCCCAUUCAAACACACUUGCAUUCAAGAUGGCUGCCGCAAAGUUUGUAGUAGUAAAACUGCACUAGUUCUAAACAAUACAAAAAAUAGAGAACAUCAACAUGCAAGUCAAUCAGUAUCGACAAAAGAAACCAAAAGUCGCUGUAUUCGCUCGUGUUUCAGAGAUGCAGACUGCCUUAGGGGAUCAAAAUGUUAUCAACAGGGAUGUAAUACAUUCUGUGGACAUCAAAGAACUAAUCCUUGGACUAACUCUGACGCAUCAAGGAGUACUUCAUCAGCAUUCAGGGAACAACCUUGGUUGAGUACUUCCUUGUCACUUGGUAUUCAGGAAAAGCCAAAGUCUGUGUCACUAUCUAAUGAUUGUCGUAUUGACUGUACGUAUGAUAGUGAUUGCAGUCGGGGAUUGUACUGUAGGCGACGUAGCUGUAAUCGUUUAUGCGAACCCGAUAAAGACGGACAACUUUCAAAGCAUACUAAUAUCCAUCAACCUAAGAACGUUAGACCCCAUAAUAACUGCCAGGAUGAAUGUAAUUCAGAUGCAGACUGCAAUUUUGGAUUCGUUUGUAGACAGUUAGGAUGUCGCAAAUAUUGCAGGCAAGACGACUCGAGCGCAAGAACUGCUAAACAGUUCAAAAUUAUCAAUACGGAUUCCAGCUUAAAACUUUGUCAAAAUCAGUGUAACAGUGAUUCUGAUUGUUCAUUUGCAAUGGCGUGUCUUAAAAAUGGAUGUAAAAAAGAAUGUGUUAUAACAACUACAACUACAUCGCUAAUUUGUGUAAAUGAAUGUUUAAGCGACGGAGACUGCGAAUUUGGGAAUAUUUGUGUCAAAACAGGUUGCAAAAACAUUUGCCGAAUUUCUCAACCAUCGCAAAAUGUACAAACAAGUCGCAUUACUGGAAACAAUAAUUGUAAUAUUGAGUGCGAUAGAAAUUCGGACUGUUCAUUAGGUCAAAACUGUAUACUAGACGGUUGCAGUAAGGUUUGCCGAGGUGAUGGUCGUAUUUUGAAUGAACAAAGAAACAGAGCUCCGUCUAAUUCUGAUUCGUGCAUAGACAUAUGCACGCGUGAUAGCGAUUGUAACCGAAAUUCUUUCUGCACGCGCAGAGGAUGCAGACAAGUAUGCAUUUCAAGGGAGAAUUUUAUGACCCUCAGUCAGUCUCCAGUGAUUCGUAAUGAUAACCUUAAUGUACACGGAAAUAGUCGAAGAGAACACAUCCAUGACAAUAUUCCUUCAGAAAUAUCAAACAUUUUGGAAACAAGGCAAACAGGAGUACAUUGCUUAAAUGAGUGUUUCCGUAAUUCCCAAUGUCCACGCCAUAGCACGUGUGUUCAAAACGGCUGCAGCAGAUCAUGCGAAGAUCAAACAUUAGGUCGAUUCAACUGAUGACACAAAAUGAAAUUAUGUCAAUUGCUAACAUUAUGAAAUGUUAUUGUUUAUUUAUUUAUUUGCUUAUUUGUAACUUAUAAACUGUAAUAUUACUUAAAUAAACAUGUUUUACUAU